Messenger RNA from Salvia splendens (bonfire salvia), 833 nucleotides. RefSeq names its product D-aminoacyl-tRNA deacylase. Gene Ontology annotation, molecular function: D-tyrosyl-tRNA(Tyr) deacylase activity. NCBI's taxonomy places the organism in Eukaryota, Viridiplantae, Streptophyta, Magnoliopsida, Lamiales, Lamiaceae. Gene Ontology annotation, cellular component: cytoplasm. Gene Ontology annotation, biological process: tRNA metabolic process. The transcript is spliced from 8 exons. The record is from RefSeq and is a predicted model, not a curated record. The coding region runs from base 57 to 680 and encodes 207 amino acids.
UAAAUUUUCAUUUGAAGUCACGAAAUUCGAGUCUAGGACGAAAGAAAUUUAGGAGUAUGUUCCCAAAUUAUGGCGGGUGUAUGCAAAUCCAACUCCCAAUUCCAACCGCACAAACCAAACACCACCUUACUGCCCUACGCCGCUCUGCUAUCCUACGCCCUAAGCGCACCACCGAUCUUUGCUCCGGAAGAAGAAACCAAAAAAUCAAAUCAAUGAGGGCCGUGGUUCAGCGCGUAGCUUCUGCUAGCGUUGAGGUGGAAGGCCGCUUGAUAUCGUCGAUUGGCCAGGGCCUGCUUGUCCUCGUCGGGCUUCAUGAGGCUGAUGUUGAAUCUGACGCUGAAUACAUAUGUCGCAAAGUGCUGAAGAUGAGAUUGUUUCCAAACGAGAAAACUGGGACAGCUUGGGACCAAAAUGUUAUGCAAAAGAAUUUUGAAGUUCUAUUAGUUAGUCAGUUUACGUUAUAUGGGGUAUUAAAAGGCAACAAACCUGAUUUUCAUGUGGCGAUGCCCCCCGCUGCAGCUAAAUUAUUCUAUGCUUCUCUAGUUGAAAGAUUUCAGAAAGCGUACCGUGCUGAUGCAGUUAAAGAUGGUGUAUUUGGAGCAAUGAUGGAAGUUAAGUUGGUGAAUGAUGGUCCGGUGACGAUGCAGCUCGAAUCAUCUAAGAGUACAAAUGGUGAUUAGACAGAGAGAUACCUGAGAUCAUAUAUUACAAAAUCUACUCAUUCUUGCACAUCUAUAUGGUCAGAGCAAACUAACAAGUUGCUAUUGUUUUAUUGAAUACUGAAUUUGGAGUGUUGAAAUUCCUUUAAUCAUGGUACAAUUAGUUAAUUUUCA